This is a messenger RNA of Thamnophis sirtalis, 3225 nucleotides long. RefSeq names its product SET domain bifurcated histone lysine methyltransferase 2 (gene SETDB2). Gene Ontology annotation, biological process: negative regulation of gene expression; heterochromatin organization. Gene Ontology annotation, molecular function: histone H3K9 methyltransferase activity; zinc ion binding; DNA binding. Lineage: Eukaryota; Metazoa; Chordata; Lepidosauria; Squamata; Natricidae. Gene Ontology annotation, cellular component: nucleus. The record is from RefSeq and is a predicted model, not a curated record.
UCGCCAGAUUUUUGUUGCCCAGUUCUUGCCUUUCGGCCGCCGUUCCCGCGCGCUGUCUCGGACGCUGGUGCGGACGACGGACUUAACGGGAGGAACGCUCCCCUCCCUCCCGGCUUUUUGUCUUUUGGGCACUGGUGACGUGGAGCUCCGGGUGCUGCAGGUUUUGCUGUUUUGCGCGUCAGCCCUGCCGGGGCGGCGUUUGCGGGCGAGGCCUGGGCCGUUCAAGGAAAAGCCGACGCGAUGAAAGUUGACGCAGAAAGGCUCUGGAAGCACAUGGAAAAAAACAAAGUAGACAAUAUAUUUGAGUGUAUGCACAAGGCACUGUUGUCUUUGCAACAGAAGAUCAAAGAUGGAACUGCAACAAGUGAAGAAUGCAAUCAAGCUUUGGCACUUGUGAACCAGCUGGGUAUGACUGACCUCUUAACCCUGGCGCAUGAAAAUAAGAAUAUGUGCAAUCUGGAUUUACCUCUGUCUGCUCCAGGGAAAAUUACAGAAGAUGCUGGAGAUGAUUUUUCUUUACUGGAAAUUGAUGAGGGAAUGGAUUUAAGAACUGAAGGAGAAUCUACAGAUACAUCUUCCAAGUACUACCAGGAUCAUGUCUGUUCUAAGAAAUGUCUUUCCAAAAGACCAUGGAAUUCCUACAAAGAAGAAAACCCAUUGAAGUUGCCAAUGCUGUGUCACUUCCAGAGAUGGCAUGCCAAAGCUGAUUCUGGCUCAAAACCACACGAUGUGCUAUACAAAGCUCCUUGUGGAAAGAGCUUGAGAAAUUUUAAAGACGUGCAGAAUUACUUAUUUCAAACAGAAUGCAGCUUUUUAUUUUUAGAUCAUUUUUCUUUCAAUACCUACGUGCAGGUAUACAGAAGCAGUUCUAGUCCCCGGGCAUUUGUCACUGAUCCAGAUAUCAGCCAAGGGGCAGAGACUGUACCAGUGUCAUUCUGUAAUGAUAUCAGCCAUGAUCGGCUGCCUUGCUUUAAAUACCGGAAGACCUCUUGGCCACAUGGAUACUUCUUGAAUAACUUCUCCAGCAGUUUUCUUGACUCCUGCAACUGUACCGAUGGCUGCAUUGACAGGACAAAAUGUGCGUGCCUGCUUCUUACUAAAGGAGCCUUCUUGAAAACUUCUAUGUCUCAAAGAAAUGGACCAUCUCACGGUUAUACUUAUAAAAGGCUGGAGGAACCUAUUUCCAGUGGAGUGUAUGAAUGUAGCUUCCUCUGCAGCUGUGACAAGAACAUGUGCCAGAACAGAUUGGUACAGCAUGGCCUUCAAGUUCGCUUACAAGUCUUCAGCACUGAAAAGAAGGGCUGGGGAGUUCGCUGCCUUGAUGACAUUGACAAGGGAACAUUUGUUUGUAUCUAUGCAGGGAAAUUGAUGUCCAGAGAUGAACAUUACCAGGGUAAAAAUAGUGGUGAAAUUGAAGAAGUUACCAAGAAUACCAACCAGAGUUUAUUUUCAAGAAAGAGAAAACUGGAUACAGUCUGUUCUGAUUCAGAGAAUGAACCUACUCAGGACACUGGAAGAAAACAUUCUUUACAUCUGAAUGCUGAAAGUCAACCAAAUCACAGAAUUCAAAACUACACUUCAUGCAAGAAUUGGAAUGUACAUACCAUUGCAAGACCUAAAAGUAAAACAUCCCUUCUUCAAAGACACCGGCAAGAACUAGGAAUUACUGAUGCCAGCUCUGAUGAAGAUGAGAGUUCUUUAUGUCAGGUGUCAGGAACAAGAAGAAUAACUCCAGCAACCGAAAAAGGAGAUAAACAAUCAAGCCUGGAAGGAGAAUUUGAGAAAUUGGUAAACACCAUAAGUUCUGAAGCUAAUACUGAUUGCCAUAAAGAGAAUCUCUUUUCUGAUGCUGUAUUGAAAAGUAAACUACCUAUGGAAGAUGACAAAGAAGUGAAAAAACAACAUAAAGACCUACUUGAAUCAGACAGCACAAUAAAGGGAAAAACUCAGAGAAACAGGCAGGAACUGUCUUGUAUGCAGGAGGCAGCAAAAAUUGAGACCUGCCCAAAGAAUGAAGAAAAUCCUUGUUUGCUGGAUGCCACAAGGGAAGGCAAUGUAGGCAGGUUUCUUAAUCACAGCUGCUCUCCUAAUCUCUUCGUACAAAGUGUUUUUGUAGAGACUCACAACAGAAAUUUCCCCUGGGUGGCGUUCUUCACAAAGAGACAUGUAAAAGCUGGAACUGAACUUACAUGGGAUUAUGGUUAUAAAGCUGGAAGUAUGCCUGAGACAGAGACUACCUGCCAGUGUGGGAGUCUGAAAUGUCGGAAAAAAAUCUUGUAGAGUUUUUGUAUGUAUUAAUCUAGAACCUGGUGAAAUGGGUAGCAUACAAAUAAUGUACUUUUUUUAAAAAAAGGAUUGAUACGCACAACCUUUUUGGAUCAAGGCAUCUCUGUACUAUCUACAUUUAUUAAUGGAAGCAUCUCAUUCCAGUCUAGGGCUGAUUUCUGUCACUGCUCUGAGUUUUGAACAGCUUCAUUGGAUUUCAGUUUUUAGUGAUUUGAGAUAAUUGCAAAGAUAUUUUUUUGGAUCUCAAAAAGGAAUUGGUAAAACCAGAUACAGUAGUUCCUCAGGGACAGGUCUAAGAUAUGCUGCUGAGAAUUUCCAGUAUAUUAUAUACACAGUAGUGAGUCUCAAAUGUAUGAAGUACUGAGUCACAUGCACUAACAUACUAAUAUAGUAACAGGCAGCUAGCUUCCUAUAGUCGUAUUUGUAAAGAUGGAAUUUUUUUAGCAAGCCAUUGGCUAUUGCGUGAAAAGAUGGUGGUAAUAAAAAUAUCUAGUAAAAUAACAAAGGUUUGACAGACAUGUAAUAGCAGCACACAUGUGACUUAUAAUCAUAUCCUACAAUACACUUUGCAGAGGUGGGAUUGAAAAACUUUUACCACCAGUUCUGGGGGCGUGGCAGGGGAAAAUCCUCAUUCCCUCCCCAUUCUCAAAAUUUCUGCUGCUGGUUCUCCAGAACCUGUCAGAACUAGCUGAAUACCACCUCUGCAGCUUUGCCCCUUCUACUCAAAUUCCUAUGAAUACUCAUAAUCAAGAAGACCAGACUUGGCUUGGAGUGGCAUACUGAAAAUUGAGGAAAGGUUAGGACAGAGAACUGGUCCUAAAAGACAAUAGCUGAAAUGUACUCAUUGUAUUUAAUUAACUAUAUGUAUAUUAUUUUAAUAUGAUAUAUUGGUCUGUAUUUAAUCAUCUACUUUGUUGUAUAAUAAAACUUUAUUCAGUA